UUCGUUUUCCAUUAUGAGUUUUCACGAUAACGAAAUAAAACUGUGCACAUAAAUAGACUUAUCUAUUGUUAUUCUAAUAUUUAUCAAGUUGAUGGUGAAAAUGACGCUGGCUUUUUUCAAACUCUCAUUGUUAUGUUUAACCGUAUUACAGUUAUCAGCUUCGGAAAAUAUUGACUACUGUCAAUUAUCUUGUGACGGUAUACCGAAUACAGCAUGUGAUCGCAAACAAUUGAAUUGCGGUCCAGGAUCAGCUUGUGGUUACAAUGUUAAAACAAUCCCCAUUGAUCGGAACAAUAUCACGAAUCUUCACAAUUUUUAUAGAAGCAAAGUCGCGACCGGAAAUGAAAAGAGGAAGAGGCAACCUUCAGCUGCUAAUAUGAACGCUGUGACUUAUAAUACAGAAUUAGAGCACGUAGCACAAUGUUGGGCAAACGCUUGUACAUUCGCUCACGACCAUUGUAGAAGAAUAAAAAAUUAUAAAUAUGUUGGACAAAAUGUGGCAAUUUUAUAUACCACAGCUAGUAAUGUAGAUGUGAAAGCGGUUAUAGCUGGUAUGGUUAAAGAUUGGUAUGAUGAAGUAGCAUAUUUCAACCCUGCAGGUGUUAAUUAUUUCACUCCAAGUUCGGCAGGUCACUACACACAAAUGGUGUGGGCAAAUACGAAAGAAAUCGGAUGUGGAAUGACUUAUUAUAAAAAAGGCUGGAAUAAUUACUUACUUGUUUGUAAUUACGGUCCUGGUGGAAAUAUUAUUGGUAUGCCAAUGUACGAAAUUGGAUCGCCAGCAUCGCGGUGUCAGAGACGCUCAAGACACAAAAAUUACGCAGGAUUAUGUUUGACGUGAAACUAAUAAUUUGUUAUUUUAUAAAAUUCAAAUAUAAUAUUAUAUAUCAAGUACGAUCAAUA
Messenger RNA from Diorhabda carinulata, 903 nucleotides. Its product is annotated as venom allergen 5.02-like. The transcript is spliced from 5 exons. Lineage: Eukaryota; Metazoa; Arthropoda; Insecta; Coleoptera; Chrysomelidae. Bases 92 to 841 code for a protein of 249 amino acids. Gene Ontology annotation, cellular component: extracellular region. The record is from RefSeq and is a predicted model, not a curated record.